UACAAAGCAGUUGCAAAUACCCACACAUUGCAAUUUAACAGUGUUUUAGAUAGAAUCCAAUUAUUUAAGGCUGUGUUUGUGUUGCGGCCAAAACAUUCAAUUGAUUAAACUAAACCGAGUCAGAUUAACACGAAAAUUAAAGCGAUCAUAAUUCAUUCUCGGUGGUUAACUAAAAUUACAAGGUAGAGCAAUAUAAACAUGAUGGCCCAUCCUUUAUAAGUGGUAAUUAUCAACUAAGUCCAUAAAGCACUUAGUCAUGAAUGAAGCGAUUGCAACAAAAUCCCACACCAAUUAUAAAUACAAAGGUAAUUGAGGUAUAACUCUUAUAAUAAAUGUGAUGGUGUUAGUUCAUAAAAACAAGUAAGAGGUUCAAGUACGAGACAGUUGGGUAACUUGGCAUAAGUUGGUCAGAUUCUUUUACACAUUACAUAAACUAUUUCAGACAACUUUUGAUUUUAAAGAAGGCAUACAAUCACAAUACACAUUAAAUACAUAUAUAUUUUUGGGUUUUUGUGCCAUAUUAUGAAAAUAUUACAACCAGACAUAGCCAGAGUAUAUAUGCUACUGUUGUGUGAAACCAUGAAGUAUAUCUUAUAUAUGUUCUGUGUUUAGACUAACAUGGUUCCUUGUCAUAAAUAUUUACACUGUCUUUUAUGAUUUCCUCAUUUGUUGCCCCACUUAAACUAGUACCUAUACAUUAACUUAGGAUGUUACAACAUGCCCGCUCAAUUAAAUCGUUUUGUUGAAAUUUAAUCUUAAUUUCACUGAGCCCUUGCUUAUUAAAUAUCACAGGUUACAAUUAUUUUUCAAACAUUUGAUACAGUUAAGUAUUAAUUUGUUACAUUUGUAACGUACUAUGAUGUCAGGGUGAUUAUGUGACCACGUCAGAGUGAUGUAUGAUGCAAAUUAAGCAAAUUAAAUGAGUUGUCUGUUUUGUUAGUUGGGGUAAUGACAGUUUACAUGAAGACGUGUAGAACAACACAUUCUGGGUAUAUAUACCAAGGAUCUUCACUCAUUCAGCAUCCAAUCUUACCACAAGCAACUAGAAGAAAACAACUAAAAGCCAAAACAACAAGAGAAACAAACAGCAUUGAAAGAAACAAAUUAGAAUAUCUGGAAAUUUACAGAAAAAAUGAAGCAAUUUGUUACUUUAAUAUGCUUGCUUCUGUUCAUAUGUUGUGCACGUAGUCAAGAUGUACAGAGGAAUGCGGAAACAGGAGAAAUCAGAUAUACAGAUCCAAGGACAGGAGUUAAUUCCGUCUGUGAUGGCAACUGUAAGGACCAAAAAAAUUGGUGCGGUGUGGGAAUUGCAAAUGCAUAUUGCAACCAUACCUUCUGGGGUGCAGCCUUUCGUGUUGCUUGCCCAAGGUCAUGCGGAAUAUGCAAGAAAUGUCCUCAUUUUGCACAAUUUUGUACACCAGGAGAUGGUUGCAAAGAUGAGUAUGAAAACUGCGCUACAGUACUAGCACCAUUAUAUUGUAAACACUCAACUAUGGGUGCUGUGGUUCAACAAAAAUGUCCCAAAUCUUGUGGAAUUUGUAGAACUUGUGAUGAAAGAACACAAGAGUGUAGUCCAGGAUGCUCAGAUGCAGACAGAGACUGCCCCUACUGGGCCAACAAUAUGGAAUAUUGCAAACCAGGAUCAGUUCACAGAGGAUGGAUGUUGGAGCACUGUAGAAUGAGCUGCAGAGUUUGUAUACCAUGUGUUGCAACUGUACCAGCUAGACCCACUGCUCCUCCUACAACACCACCACCUCCACCAACCACAGCUGCAGUUACACCCACACCUGCAGCAGUAACAAACAGUGUUGAAGAAGAAUGCAUGAGGAAUAGAGGACAAAGUUUGACAUUUGCUGACCAAUGUCUCAACGCACAUAACUACUACAGAUGCUUGCAUAGUUCACCAAGAGUUGUAUAUGAUGCGGCACUUCAACGUAAUGCUCAGCGAUAUGCCAACAAACUACCAACCAUGGAUUCAAUCAUACCAUCACAAAUUGGAAUGGACCGAGACUUUGGUGUUGGGGAAAACAUUGCUUGGAGAAUAUCUCCCUUUGAAAUGUUUACCGUAGAUAGAGCUAUUGCUGGAUGGUAUGCUGAAGGCCUAGAUUAUAACUUCAUGACACCACAACUGUCAGAACGAACAGCUCAUUUCACUCAAAUGAUCUGGAAAGAGACUCACUCCAUUGGAUGUGGUAUUAAAACACAUAAGGAUGAAACUUACAUCGUUGUUCAGUACAGAGGAGCUGGGAACAACCCAAGCACAUUAAGGAUGAAUGUUAACUGGCCAAAACCAGAGGUCUGUGAAGCAAACUGUGACCUUGGAAGUUGUCAUGGACACGACGGUGUUAACUCAAUAUGUUCAUGUGGGGUUGAUGGAGUACAAGACCGCAUGCCUAACUGCAGUGGCCACUGUGUUGUAAUUUGCCCAAGACCUGAACAGCAUGUUGGUGACUGGAGGGAGUCGUGUGAAGGGGAGACAUCGUGUGAAUGCAAAAAUCAAAAUAACAUACCAAUCGGUGGUAUCCCAGGAGCACAAUGUGAUCAAUAGAAGAUUGAAAUAUUUAAAACACUUUUGAAAGAAUUUUUACACUUGUACUUAUUACUUUAUGUUAUUUCUAUACUUUAUUAUUUUAGUCGAUUACAUCUUUAUAACACCAAUGAUUUUUCUUCUUUUCUCUUUAGGUUUUUUAUUUAUAAACUUGUAUUCACAGCAUAUAUUGUGUCAGUGUGUGUAUGAUUUAAAUAAACUUAUCCUUUCAUGUUAUAUUUGGAUUGAUUUUAUUAUUUUAAUGCUGGUACAGAGACUGUCAGAUUAAUUUUAUCCAAACUGAAUAGAUUUUGAACAGUUGACUACUAAGUGCUGAAUAACAUUUCUGCCAUGAUUUUUUUCACUUUAGUAAUAUUUUAUAUUUCGCCCUAAUUUUUUAAACCAGAAAAAUAGGAUAUAGUUCUAGACAUACUUUUUAAGUCAGUGUGAAGAACAGAACAAGGUAGCAGCUGACAA
Ciona intestinalis (vase tunicate) is the source of this 3004-nucleotide messenger RNA. Its product is annotated as ectin-like. The record is from RefSeq and is a predicted model, not a curated record. NCBI's taxonomy places the organism in Eukaryota, Metazoa, Chordata, Ascidiacea, Phlebobranchia, Cionidae.